AUGAGUAUGGUCAUGACGAUUAUUUUCGAGCAUAUCAGCGAGUUCCGAGUGUGGUCUUUUGACGAUACCGAAGUGGUCCGCGGGUCGGAAAGGCAGAUCCGCAGUCGGCAGAAGUUAGAGAGAUCGAGAGAGAAAGUCCCCCAGGAUUUUAUUAUGAUUAUGCCUUCCCCAGUGGCAAUGUGCCUGCGCUUUGCCAGGCGGGCUUCGCUGGAUCCCAGCAAGCAUCAAAUCCGGCUGGCACGAACGUUUUCGAGCACCAUCCGUCGCGGAGAGAUCAACAAGGUUGUCUCCUCUGCCGACCUCGCAAUCAAGGACAUGCAGUCCAACUCAACCCUGUUGGCCGGUGGAUUCGGACUGUCCGGUGUGCCAGAUACCCUGAUCAAUGCUGUCAAAGCAAACCCCUCGAUCACCGGGUUGACCGUCGUCAGUAACAACGCCGGGGUGGAUGGUGCCGGUUUGGGCCUGCUCCUGCAGUCCAAGCAGAUCAAGAAGAUGGUCGCGAGUUACGUCGGAGAGAACAAGACCUUUGAGCGCAUGUAUCUGGGCGGGGAGAUUGAGCUCGAGUUGACCCCGCAGGGCACCCUUGCUGAGCGCUGCCGUGCCGGUGGUGCUGGUAUCCCGGCCUUUUACACGCCCGCUGCCUUUGGCACAGUCGUGCAGACGGGCGAGCUGCCCCUGAAGCACAACGCGGAUGGUACUGUUGCCGUGUACGGCCAGCCCCGCGACGUCAAGGUCUUCGAUAACAAGAGCUACGUGAUGGAGGAGGCUAUCAAGGGAGACUACGCCUUCGUGAAGGCCUGGAAGGCCGACAAGCUGGGGAACUGUCAGUUCCGUUAUGCGGCGGCCAACUUCAACGGCGCCAUGGGCCGCAACGCGAAGAUGACUAUCGUCGAGGCCGAAAAUAUCGUCGAAGUCGGCGCCAUCGACCCCGCUGCCAUUCAUCUGCCGGGGAUAUACGUCAAGCGGGUCAUCCAGAGCACGGCACCCAAGAACAUUGAGAAGUACACCUUUGCCAAGGAGGAAGGGGAGGAUAACGCUGCUGCCCUUGGCAAGGGGAACACUGCCGCGAAACGUGAGCGCAUUGUUCGUCGCGCCGCCAAGGAGUUUAAGAACGGAAUGUACGCCAACUUGGGUAUCGGGAUGCCUAUGCUUGCGCCCAACUUCGUCGACCCCUCCGUGGAGGUGAUGCUCCAGUCUGAGAACGGCAUUCUUGGCUUGGGGCCUUACCCCAAGAAGGGCCAGGAGGACGCUGACCUCAUCAACGCGGGCAAGGAAACUGUGACUCUUGCCCCUGGUGCUGCUGUCUUCGGGAGUGAUGAGUCCUUUGGGAUGAUUCGCGCUGGUCGGAUUGAUCUGACCAUCCUGGGUGCGAUGCAGGUCAGCGCGAAGGGAGAUUUGGCCAACUGGAUGCUCCCCGGUAAGAUCAAGGGCUUCGGUGGUGCUAUGGAUCUUGUGUCCAACCCGGCUGCCACCAAGGUGGUGGUAACGAUGGAGCACACCGACAAGAAAGGCAACCCCAAGAUCGUCAAGCAGUGCGAGUUCCCUCUCACUGGCCGCACCUGCGUCAGCCGUAUUAUCACCGAACUCUGUGUGUUCGAUGUUGACUUUACUAAUGGUCUAACUCUGAUUGAGCUGGCAGACGGCGUGACAGUCGACGAGGUGAAGGCCAAGACAGAGGCUCCAUUCAAGGUUUCUGAUGACCUGCAGCCCAUGUUCAUUUUGCUGCUGGCGUCUUGUUUUGUUGGGUUCUAA
This is a messenger RNA of Aspergillus ochraceoroseus IBT 24754, 1752 nucleotides long. Its product is annotated as 3-oxoacid CoA-transferase. Gene Ontology annotation, molecular function: succinyl-CoA:3-oxo-acid CoA-transferase activity. Bases 1 to 1752 code for a protein of 583 amino acids. The record is from RefSeq and is a predicted model, not a curated record. NCBI's taxonomy places the organism in Eukaryota, Fungi, Ascomycota, Eurotiomycetes, Eurotiales, Aspergillaceae. The transcript is spliced from 5 exons. Gene Ontology annotation, biological process: ketone body catabolic process.